AUGUUCCCUCGCCGCAGCCUCGACCAGGUCUUCGCGGUGCUGCUGAUGAGGUCGGGCUACGAGGCGGUCGCCGCGUUGAAUUUCGUCCCCAUCGAUCAGUUCCAGGUUCAAUUCUGGAAGUUCCGCGCGAGCGAGCAGGAGCCGUACAACCUGCUCUACUCCCCGCUCUCGCCGCGCCUGGGCGACCUCACCGACCCGCUGUACUUCGAUUUUAUCAGCUUCUCCCAGUGGGCCGCGGCAUCGCAGGCCAUGCGGCCGGGCGUCGCGCAGGCGUCCUUCAAAGAGCCCUGCGAGAGCUGCCCGGACAUGACGUACGUCCCGGUGACGCGCAACCCCGCCUACCUCGACGACAGCAAGCUCCCGCAGUACCUCAUGCGGAUCUGCGGCGACCUCAUCUACUCGGGGCUCCGGGACGGGUUCAGGGGCCAGACCUUCCCGAAGACCCCGCAGCCGCUGUCCUCGAAGAAGUUCAACGCGGCCGACCUCGAGGCCGGCCUGGCCGGGUGCCUCGGGACGUUCGAAGAGAAGGGCUUCUGCAUCAAGGCGCGGGCGUCGGAGGUGGAGGCUGUGUCGGACGGCAGCUGCCGGGCGCGCUUCACGGUGACCACGGAGGGGCCCGCGAGCCUGUGGUCGGUGUCUGCGCUGCGGUCGCGCGGGGUGCAGAUGCUGAACGCCUACGACGCGCUAGCAGUCGAGGGCUGGCUGCGUGCUGGCGGGCUCCAGUCCAAGUACACGCUAGACCUGACCAACGACGGAUACGUUACACGCUGGGAGGUCCUGUGA
Pedinophyceae sp. YPF-701 is the source of this 783-nucleotide messenger RNA. The record is from the annotation of a GenBank genome assembly. NCBI's taxonomy places the organism in Eukaryota, Viridiplantae, Chlorophyta, Pedinophyceae.